AUGUACAGAGCCGCAGCUUCUCGCCUCAGGACUUUUAAGGACCGAACAAGUAAUAGGGGAUUGACUAGAUUUACAAGUACGAGUGCUGUUGCGACCAAGACAUCGUCAGGGGGUUUCUUUAGCUGGUUGACUGGCGAACAUUCUUCGUCACUUCCUCCUCUAGACUUCCCACUCAAGGAUGUUACACUUCCACCUCCACUGCCUGAUUUUGUUGAGCCUGGGAAGACCACUAUAACGACUCUUCCCAAUGGUCUCAAAAUUGCAUCUGAAACGUCUGCGAACCCAGCAGCUUCAAUUGGGUUAUAUGUCGAUUGUGGCUCAAUAUAUGAAACUCCAGUGUCAUUUGGUGCCACACAUCUCCUGGAACGUAUGGCCUUCAAAAGCACAACUAACCGGAGCCACUUGCGUCUUGUUAGAGAAGUUGAGGCAAUUGGUGGCAAUGUCAUGGCUUCCGCCUCUAGGGAACAUAUGGGUUACACCUAUGAUGCUCUGAAGACCUAUCUCCAUAAGGUGAGUGCUGAGGUUAGUGAAUGCUCUAAAAACCCACAACACUUGCUUUUGGAGGCUAUUCAUUCUGCUGGUUACUCUGGUCCCUAUGGGAAUGCUCUUUUGGCUUCAGAAUCUGCUGUGAACAGAUUGAACAGUGCCGUUUUGGAGGAGUUCGUUGCUGAAAACUAUACUGCUUCUCGGAUGGUCCUUGCUGCAUCAGGUGUUGACCAUGAUGAGCUAUUAAAAUAUGCAGAACCACUUCUAUCUGACCUACCUAAUGUACCACGUCCAGCUGAGCCAAAGCCAGUUUAUGUAGGGGGUGAUUAUCGUCAUCAAGCUGAUUCAGGGACAACUCAUUUCGCUCUUGCCUUUGAACUUCCUGGUGGUUGGGUCAAGGAAAAAGAUGCAAUAGUUUUGACAUUGCUCCAGAUGCUUAUGGGAGGGGGUGGAUCUUUCUCAGCUGGUGGUCCUGGGAAGGGGAUGUACUCUAGACUAUAUCUCCGAGUCCUGAACGAGUAUCCCCAGAUUCAGUCAUUUUCUGCAUUCAACAGCAUUUACAAUCAUACCGGAUUAUUUGGAAUUCAAGCUACCACUGGUUCUGACUUUGUAACAAAAGCAAUUGACAUAGCAGUUAAAGAACUCAUUGCGGUUGCCACUCCAGGAGAAGUUGACCAGGUACAGAUGAAUCGUGCUAAACAAGCAACAAAAUCUGCUAUAUUGAUGAACCUGGAAUCCAGAAUGGUUGCUUCAGAAGACAUAGGUAAACAGCUUUUGACAUAUGGAGGGAGGAAACCAGUCGAACAUUUCUUGAUGGCUGUAGAUGAAGUUACAGCAAAGGAUAUAGCUUCCGCUGCUGAGAAGCUUUUAUCAUCUCCUCUCACAAUGGCAUCUUAUGGAGACGUUAUUUAUGUUCCAAGUUAUGAUGCGGUUAGCAGCAGGUUCCAUUCAAAAUGA
Fraxinus pennsylvanica is the source of this 1443-nucleotide messenger RNA. The record is from the annotation of a GenBank genome assembly. Lineage: Eukaryota; Viridiplantae; Streptophyta; Magnoliopsida; Lamiales; Oleaceae.